Molecule: messenger RNA, 1639 nt
Organism: Striga asiatica
Lineage: Eukaryota; Viridiplantae; Streptophyta; Magnoliopsida; Lamiales; Orobanchaceae
Source: the annotation of a GenBank genome assembly
AUGCAUGAAGAGAACCGAUUCCCAACAAGGAAGAUAGCGGUUGUCGGUGGUUGCCGAGAAUACACUGGUGCACCAUACUUCUCUGCUAUUUCCGCAUUAAAAAUUGGAGCUGACUUGUCACAUGUAUUCUGUACAAAAGAUGCUGCUGUGGUUAUUAAGAGCUAUAGUCCUGAGUUAAUUGUGCACCCUAUCCUGGAAGAAUCAUACAGCGUUAGGGACGAGGAUAAGAGAUCAAUAUCAGCAAAAAUUGUUGAAGAGGUUGAUAAGUGGAUGGAAAGAUUUGAUUGCUUAGUAAUUGGUCCUGGCCUUGGAAGAGACCAUUUUCUCCUGGACUGUGUAAGCAAUAUAGUGAAGCACGCUAAGCAAUCAAAUGUCCCCAUGGUUAUAGAUGGGGAUGGACUUUUUCUCGUUACAAAUUCUCUUGAAUUGGUUAGUGGCUAUCCCUUGGCUGUCCUGACCCCCAACGUGAAUGAGUAUAAGCGCCUUGUUCAAAAAGUUUUACAGAGUGAAGUAAAUGAUCAAGAUGGAACUCAGCAAUUAUUUUCUCUAGCCAAAGGAUUAGGAGGUGUGACCAUUUUAAGGAAAGGAGCAUCGGACUUCAUCAGUAAUGGUGAAACGGGUACUUUUUUCCUAAUUCAGAUACCAUAAAAGAGAAAAUUCACCAUCCCAUUUUUCCCCUUUUUCCUUUUGUGUUGGGGAAGUAGACCAUUAUUUUGCCUUUUCUCCCAUGAUACAAAGCACACAAUGAACUCAAAAUCUUAGAUGGACUAUAAUAUCCCUCUACAUAAGAUCAUGUGGUGGAAGGUAUGUUAAAAAUCCUUAAAGCUCAGGAUUGCAACACCGAAAAUUAUAACAAAAUCAUGUGGAGAAAAGUAAAUAUCACCUUACAUAACUGUUAACAUAAAUGGCACCGGUGACAAUUUCCUUAAAAUGCAUGAUGGGAUUUUUCUUUUUCUAUUUGUUUUUUAUUUUUUUGAUGAUACGAAAAAUACUUGACGUUAACCCGAGGAUACAUGGUGACGAUGUAUGCUUCGACAUUGUCCUUCGCACACUCCUUUUUCUAUUUGUUUUAUAUGGGUUAUUUAUUUUUUACCACCAACAUAUUCUGUGGUCCCAUUGUUGAAAAAGGCAAUAUCCGUUUGUUAGUUAAUGCCAUAUAUUACAUAGUACUAUCAUAUAAUCUCAUAAAAGGAUUCAUGUCGUAUGAGUGGCAAUGUAGGUGUACCCACGUUUAUUACACAUAUUUUAUCCAUUUUUUCUGGAGUUACAUGUUGUUAUCCAUUUUUACUGGUAUGUUUAGUACAAUCUUGACAUUUGAAUUCCUCGGAUGUGGUAUGAGCAAUUUCUAUUCAUGUUACAAAAAAGUACAUGUAAUUGAUAUAAGAGCAGCUUCCCAACUACUUCAUACUACUUCAGUUGAAUUAUAUACAUAUCAUUGUUACAAACCUUAGGGUUUUGGACGUAUGAAUAUUCACAAGUGAGGAUAGCCACAUAUAUAUAGACUUAGGGCCUUAAGUAAUAUGGGCUGGGCUUAUAAUAUAUAGUUAACACCCCCCCUCAAACUCAAGGUGGAGGUGGAGGAUCCAAAGCAUUGAGUUUGAGCAAGUGAAGCCGGUGUUGCUCUCUAGUUUGUGCUUUG